This is a messenger RNA of Clarias gariepinus (North African catfish), 2116 nucleotides long. It is a transcript of the gene kcna1a, whose product is annotated as potassium voltage-gated channel, shaker-related subfamily, member 1a. Gene Ontology annotation, molecular function: protein binding; delayed rectifier potassium channel activity. Gene Ontology annotation, biological process: protein homooligomerization; potassium ion transmembrane transport. Gene Ontology annotation, cellular component: voltage-gated potassium channel complex; juxtaparanode region of axon; dendrite. The coding region runs from base 513 to 1991 and encodes 492 amino acids. Lineage: Eukaryota; Metazoa; Chordata; Actinopteri; Siluriformes; Clariidae. The transcript is spliced from 2 exons. The record is from RefSeq and is a predicted model, not a curated record.
GCCGCGCGAGCACCGCACCGCACCGCAUCACGAGCAGGGAGGCUGCGGCUCUAAUUCAUUGCAGCACUUUGUUUCGUGUGUGUUUAUUUAAAGUUUAACACCUCAGCAGCGGCGAUCUAAGAUGCCCAGGUGUCAGACGGCCAAGGAUGAAACAUCUGCAGCUUCUGAGGACUGCGAGCACACGAAUAAACAUGUGAAGCGCUAAAGAAUAAACACAUCAUGCAAGAAGAUCUUUACUGUUAGAUGACAAGAGGCAUUCCGUCGAGAGAGGCAGCAGUAGCGGAUGCAGUGGAAAGGAGCGAUGUUGGAGUCAGCGCGAGCUGCAGUGGGUCCACGCUGAAGAAAACUGGUCUAGGUCAUAGCUGCACAACCGUGCCAGCUCUGUGGGCACAUAAUCAAAACAGGACACGAAAGAGAGCUGUGGAGGAAUUCAGGACGAGAAAUACAUGUCUGUUCCAUUACACUAACCUCAGUACCAUAUCCCCUGCAGUGCUUCAUCUUGGGCUUGCAGGAUGACCGUAGUGGCCGGAGAUAACAUGGAUGAAACAUCAGCUGUCCCAGGGCAUCCUCAGGACACAUAUGCCCCUGACCAUGAUGACCAUGAAUGCUGUGAAAGGGUGGUCAUUAACAUUGCUGGGCUGCGCUUUGAAACACAACUCAAAACGCUCGCUCAGUUUCCAGAGACGCUGCUUGGGAACCCAAAGAAGAGAAUGCGGUAUUUUGAUCCUUUGAGAAAUGAGUAUUUCUUUGACCGGAAUCGUCCUAGUUUUGACGCAAUCCUCUACUACUAUCAGUCUGGAGGGCGGUUGAGGAGGCCAGUAAAUGUCCCAUUGGAUAUGUUCUCGGAAGAGAUUAAGUUCUAUGAACUUGGAGCUGAGGCAAUGGAGAAGUUCCGUGAGGAUGAGGGAUUCAUCCGAGAGGAGGAAAGACCCCUGCCAGAAAAGGAGUUCCAACGCCAAAUCUGGCUUUUGUUUGAGCACCCUGAAAGCUCAGGGCCAGCCAGAGGAAUUGCCAUAGUGUCUGUCAUGGUCAUUUUAAUUUCCAUUGUCAUUUUCUGUUUGGAGACUUUGCCAGAACUGAAGGAGGACCCUGCAGGGAGAAUACAGACAAUAGGCAACACCACCUAUUACUACAAACCAAACAUCCUUACAGACCCCUUCUUCAUUGUAGAGACCCUCUGCAUAAUCUGGUUCUCAUUUGAACUUAUAGUUCGAUUUCUUGCAUGUCCCAGCAAGGCAGCCUUCUUUAAGAACAUGAUGAACACCAUAGAUGUUGUAGCCAUCAUCCCCUACUUCAUUACACUGGGCACAGAGUUGGCAGAAGAACAAGAUGGUAAGGAGGGCAAGGGGGAACAGGCAACAUCACUGGCCAUUCUCAGGGUGAUUCGUCUGGUCAGGGUGUUUAGGAUCUUCAAGCUGUCCAGACAUUCCAAAGGCCUACAGAUUUUAGGGCAGACCCUAAAAGCUAGUAUGCGGGAGCUUGGAUUGCUUAUCUUCUUCCUCUUCAUCGGUGUCAUCUUGUUUUCGAGUGCCGUGUACUUUGCAGAAGCUGAAGAGGCAGAAUCAUAUUUCAGCAGUAUACCUGAUGCUUUCUGGUGGGCUGUUGUAUCAAUGACCACAGUUGGCUAUGGAGAUAUGGUCCCUGUCACUAUUGGGGGCAAAAUUGUAGGCUCUCUGUGUGCGAUUGCCGGUGUGCUGACCAUUGCCCUACCAGUGCCUGUCAUCGUAUCCAACUUCAACUACUUCUACCACAGGGAAACUGAGGGUGAGGAGCAAGCCCAACUUCUGAACGUGAGUAACCCCAACAUUGCUUCUGACUCAGAUUCCAGUCGCCGCAGCUCCUCAGUUGUGAGCAAGUCUGAGUACAUGGAGAUCGACGGAGACAUGAACAACAGCAUGGACAAUUUCAGAGAUGCCAACCUUAGAACUGGCAACUGCACAACAGCUAAUCAAAAUUGUGUUAACAAAAGUAAGCUGCUAACUGAUGUUUAGAGUCCAGAAAUGUACUACAGGACUGUCACGAUUCAGUAGUCGAAUACUUUAUUUAACUCUCUAGUGCCCUCCUGCAUUACUAUUAUUCUCUGCAGAUGAAAAGAGAACAGAUAAAAACAUACAAU